AUGUCCAAGAUCAACAAAGGAAAGUUUGCAUGUUGCAAUUGUGAACAAGCUGAAAAGAUGUUACUCAAAAAGCAACUAUCAACAAACAUAGACACAACGAAUGAACUAAACCGCUAUGUUGAUUUUAUUGAUACGCAAUUUGAUGACUUUGAUAAAGAAGUGAAUUCGAUGAAAAUGGAAAUAAAAACUUUGAAGACCGAAAAUAAAAACAUUUAUAACGAAAAUAAAUAUUUAUUAAAUGAAAUUUCGAUUAUUAAACAUAAAAGCAAUAUUAUAGAACAAAUAAAUUUUAGACAUUUUGUUUAUAUAACCGGAAUACCCCCAACUGAGAAUGAAAACUUACCAGAAAUCGUAAAAAAAAUUGGUUUAAAAACCAAUACGAAAAUCAAGGUUAUAGUGGCAACCAGAUUAUACAUAAAUAACUCAUCUAGGAGCAUUAUUGUUGCCCAACUUGAAACCAUUGAUAUGAGAAGAAACCUUAUCUACAACAGUAAAAUAUCUAAACUUACAGCCAAUAAUAUUCUUAAUAAUUGGCCUAAAAAAAACAACGUUUAUAUUGAUGAAAGAUUAAUAAAAUACAGGUGA
Messenger RNA from Macrosiphum euphorbiae (potato aphid), 585 nucleotides. The record is from the annotation of a GenBank genome assembly. NCBI's taxonomy places the organism in Eukaryota, Metazoa, Arthropoda, Insecta, Hemiptera, Aphididae.